GACACCCACUAAGCACUGCUGAUUUGAACAAGGCCUUUAUUUGCCAGGGAAUCUGAGAAUUUCUGUAUCUUUGAUGACUUUAAGUACACGUGCAGCUCGGAAGCAGGAGUUGGUCCCUAUAAGAUUAUUCACCAUGGCAACCGAGUUCCUAUUGGCUGUUGGUGACCCAGACUGUUCUGAACUUACAUCUGCCUGCAGAUUCCAGUGUGAGUUUACCUCCUCAUUAAAUUAGGGCUUUAGUGGAUGUCACUUGCUGACUUCCUUUGACAUUAUGCUGACUAUAUUUCUAUCCAGAGCCAGCUGGCACUAGAAUGAGUUGGAGAGAGUGCCAGACGUCUACAGGAGUCACCGCGAAUGACUGGAUACUACCUCACCAACUCUUCUGACAAAAGUUGGAACUUCAGCAUCUUCCGGAAAGGUAUGGCUGCUUUUACUCUCCUCCAGACCAUGCUGCUGGUCAGCAUCAUUUCCACAUCUUUGGGAGAGAGAAAAGCUAAAGGGGAGGUGAAACUGAGGGGAGAACUGACGGAAGACGGCAAGUGUGUUUACAAUGUCCUCAUGCAACAUCAGAGAGGAGAGAUAACAUGUCAACCGUCGUGGAAGCAACUACUAUCCAGGGCAAGGAGGGAUCCCGGGGUUCAAGGUCAAGAAGGGUCACACUCUGGGGAAGUGCAGGACGACCCACUUAACAGAAAACAGACCUUGGAGGCAGCAGACGUACUGGUCUUGCUCCGUAACUUGACAGAGUGUGACUCCAGCACCGGUGACUGCUCUGUGGAUCCUUUGAUCCACCUUCAGCGACUGGAGCUGAGAACACGCGAGCUGCAGCACGAGAACUAUGUGUGCAAAAUGAACAAGACAUUUGCCGAGUGGGAAUUGGAGUUAAAGAACAAGGAGUUAAAGGUACAGACCAACGAGUUGCGGGGCUUACUUAGCAGCCGAGAAAAUGUCAUUCGUGAGCUUCACGAUCGAAUGAAUGUACUACGGCUAAAGCUACAGCAACAAGGUAUAUCUGAGGAGACGGGAGGUUCUUUGGAACAGAGAGGUUUUGGUACAGAUGCUUCUGAAUAUCAAGCUAUUACUGACAUCCUGCCUCAACUUCAAGCCCAAGAGCACUUGCUAAGAGAGUAUGAAACUGCAGUCAACUCAGUAAUACAGAGGACAAAUGAACAAGCGAAAAUCAUUGAAAACUUCCAACAUGAUCUGAGGGUCAUGGACUACAGGGUUAAGGCAUUAGCAAGAAACUUAACUAUUGCAAUGCAUGCGCAGCAGGAACAGCAAGGGGACUUCAGGGACUCUGAAAAGUAUUCACAGCUUCUGAGGGACAUGAAAGUUGAGUUAGAGAAGAACAUGGGGAAAUACAGAGAUAGGGUUUUGUCAGUUCAGGAGCGCCUUGGAAAGCAAGAGAGGCUCGUCAACCAAUACUACAAUGGCAUUCUUGAGCAGGUUCGGUCCAACCAAGCGCAGGAUGAUGCAAUCUUCAAGAUGAAGGUGGAACUGAAGGAGAUAAAGGACAGGCAAAACAUCAGCACCAUAGAAUGGCAGAACAGAUUCAACCAGCUCAUCAACAGAGCUGACCUGACUAUGGUUUACCCACAGUUCCGACCACAGGCCAAUAUUGUGGAAGGUCCCUCAGAAAUCCCUGAACAGUACCUGAGGCGUCUGAUUGAUCUGGAGGACACCGUGUCUGUCCAGAGCAGCUAUCUGAACGACAACACCAAAAUGGUUUCGGAAAUGAGACGCUCCGUGGAUUACCUUCUGCUGAGGUUCGAAAAUGUAACAAGAGCCUUUAACUUGCUACGACGGCGACCACCUGUGACGAUAACUACAACAACCGAUGGAAGCGCCAUCGAUCGAAGCAUGGUGGAACUACUGGAGGAGUAUGAGAAGAGGCUGGGAGAACUGGAGCCAAGAAUAGUCCAGUACGAGACCAAACUGGGGUACCAGGAGGAAAAGAUAAGGCGGCUUGAGCAGGAAAACCAGAUGAUACGACCAUAUCUGGAGAGGAUGUCCAUACUUGAGCAGAGGAUGAUCUUCCUUGAGGAAGCGACUGGUAAUGGGCGGAAGGCACCACAGGACGUGGUUCAGCCUGGUGGUCGGGAGGUGACACACGAGUUCCAUGCCAGGAUAACCUCACCCUCAGAGGGCUCAUCUCCAUAUGACUAUGACAACAGAGUUACGGUAUACGAGGAAAAUCAGCCUGAGGUCGGAACAGGUCAGAACACCGUUCCAACAGGAUAUGAUCCACGCUAUCCAGACAGCAACAUUGUCGUGCCGGUUGAGGGGAUCUACAUCCCUGUCCCAGGACUGCCUGGCGAUGUUGGACAGCAGAUUUCACCUCCACAGUACACCUCAGAACCCGAAACACCUCCACAGUACCCAACACCAGUAGUACCACCACAGUAUCCAGUACCAGAAGUACCACCACAGUAUCCAGAACCAGAAGUACCACCACAGUAUCCAGGACCACAAGUACCACCACAGUACCCAGAACCAGUAGUACCUCCACAGUACCCAGAAACAGUAGUACCUCCACAGUACCCAGAACCAGAAAUACCACCACAAUAUCCUGAACCAGAAGUACCGCCACCACAGUACCCUGAACCAGAAGUACCUCCACCACAGUACCCAGAACCAGAAGUACCUCCACCACAGUACCCAGAGCCAGUAGUACCACAAUACCCAGAACCAGAAGUACCACCACAGUACCCUGAACCAGAAGUACCUCCACCACAGUACCCAGAACCAGAGGUACCACAAUACCCUGAACUGGAAGUACCUCCACCACAGUACCCUGAACCAGAAGUACCUCCACCACAGUACCCAGAACCAGAAGUACCACAAUACCCUGAACCAGAAGUACCACCACCGCAAUACCCUGAACCAGAGGUACCUCCACCACAGUACCCAGAACCAGACAUACCUCCACCAGAGUUACCUGAACCUGAAAGAGAACAGCCGCCACCUGAAUAUCCUGAACCAGAGAACCCCAUCCCACAGGAAAAGCCAGAUGAUGUGUCCACUUCUCUUGAUAGUCAAGAGGGAAUAGAUGAACCUGUGGUUCUAGUGGUGGUCACAGGAGGAUCUGACUUGUGCAGUGGCAUACCGCGGGACUGUGCAGCCUUGUAUGAACAGGGGGAGGAGAACAGUGGGAUACACACCAUCUGUCCUGAUGGGGGAAGUCCAUUUGAGGUUUGGUGUGACAUGGCGGGACAGGACGGCCCUGGCUGGACUGUCAUCCAGCGGCGGCUGGACGGGUCCAUCAGCUUUGACCGCCCGUGGGAAGAGUACAGGAAGGGCCUGGGGGACCUGGACACUGAGUACUGGCUCGGCAACGACAACCUGCAUUACCUAACCAGCCAGCAGAAGUACGUCUUACGUAUCACCGCAGCGGCGUGGAGCGGAGACCUCCGAUAUGUCGACUACCGAGAGUUCGCCGUCGCAGACGAGUCAAAGGGAUAUCAGGUAUCGUACGACCGGCGCGUCUCAAACAUGGAGGGUGACUUCAUCAUCAAGGGAGCAAAGUUCUCCACGUGGGACAAAGACCAGGACACGCACACGUACGAAAACUGCGCGAGCAAGCUGGGAGGUGGCGGAUGGUACACUAAUUGUGGCAUAACCGCAAAUGUCAACGGGCGUUAUUACACUGGUGGAUCGUAUCUAAGCCAGACUGGCUUUCCUGAUGGUCUUUUCUGGGCAGCUUGGGAGGGGCCUUGGUACUCCAUGAGACUAACUGUCAUGAAAUUAAGACCUGUAGAUUUUUCUGGCUAACAACACUAGGUAGUGAGUGGCGAGACAAAGGUGUACAGUAUGCCUACUUUAUAUAGUCUCUGUACGUUCACAUUUUUAAAAUUGACCAAUGUUAAAAUUACUUACUGCCCUUUAAAAUUGCAAGCUGAUAUUCUUUUCUUUUCUUUUGUUAAGCCACUGUAACAGUUUUUACUUAUCUUAGUUUGUAGUUGGUUUGUUAUUUGUGUGCCAACAAAGUGAGGAAACUUACAAACAUAUCUAACCUAGUACCAAAUACCCAUGUACUUGUUGAAGGGAGUUUAUUUAUGUUAAAAUUAACCUUCUCCCUGCUGAAUAACCCAGUAACCAAGACAAAUUUAGUGCCAAACUGUUCCCUUAGCAGGCUGAAGGUUAUGUAGGACUGGUAGUAUUAUAUGAUGCCAAUUGCCUAUUGCAAUUUGGCUUAGAUUUCAGGCAGAAUUAUCACUAGUCUACCUCCUACAUUUUUGUACUUCAAAUCUUGUGGAGUUGUAUGAUUGUUGUUGUACAUAAUUUCUUUCUUAACACCUUUAACCUUUUCUUUAACCCACCUGUUAUCAGACUAAUAUUAUUUUUGUAAUAAGUCCUUAGACUGACAAAAAUUUACCUUCAAUGUCUGAAAGUAGAUCUACCGUAACAACAAAUUUUGUAAUGCCCACUAUUUAGAAAUACAUGUAAACAUGUAACAUAUUUCUUAAUUCAUUCUGGGAAAAAUGGAAGAAAUGGGCUUUUAUCAUUGUGUGGAAAAAAUCCAUGCACUUUCCAUGA
This is a messenger RNA of Branchiostoma belcheri (Belcher's lancelet), 4536 nucleotides long. RefSeq names its product titin-like. NCBI's taxonomy places the organism in Eukaryota, Metazoa, Chordata, Leptocardii, Amphioxiformes, Branchiostomatidae. Gene Ontology annotation, biological process: blood coagulation. Bases 355 to 3771 code for a protein of 1138 amino acids. The transcript is spliced from 3 exons. The record is from RefSeq and is a predicted model, not a curated record.